GUGGUUCCUUUUAGCUUUUACUUCCUGUUGCAUUCCUUCAGGAUUAUUAGGGUUGUUUGGCUUUCACUUCUCUUAAGCUGUCAAGAUGUGCAGCCACUUAACAUUUUUGAACACUUUAAAAAAAAAACUAGGCCUCCAUUUCUUUUUGUCCGACAGGGAGGUGCAUUAGUGAACAUGUUAAUACCUGUGUGUGUAUGUGGGAGUAGUGAUGGCGUAGUGGACUAAAGCACAUAACUGGUAAAGGUUGCUGGUUCGAUCCCCACAGCCACCACCAUUGUGUCCUUGAGCAAGGCACUUAACUCCAGGUUGCUCUGGGGGAUUGUCCCUGUAAUAAGUGCACUGUAAGUCGCUUUGGAUAAAAGCGUCUGCCAAAUGCAUAAAUGUAAAUGUACGUGUGUAUUCAGACCAUAUUCAGGAGGCGUUCCAGUACAUAUCACACCAUUUGAGGUCAGUGUCUCCGCCUUCUGAUUUGCAUUCAGAGGAAGGAAAGAUCUCCCAUAGGAACUAAACCGCAGAGACUGGAGAGGACAAAACUUUGCUUGCCCCAAGUGUUUGUUUUUAAUGUACUUUUGUCUGGACUCAUUCAGAUUUUAUUUAUUACUUGUGGGGAAACUGUCAGACUGAAGAAAUAUGGCUUGAGGCCAGUUUUGUGGGCCUUUCUCAUUUUGGAGGAGUAUUUUGACUAUGAAUAGAUCUUUGAGUGUACGAUUAUCUAGAAGACACGGUGAUCAUCUGUACAGUUAUGCAGUGGAAGCAGGUGAGCUUUCCGGAAAGGUGAAGAAGGGGAGGAUGAAAACGAAGUUUGGAAGCAGGAAAGCUUUCAGUUUAGAGGAAAACCAGCUUGAGCAACAGCAGGGCAAGAGCCUGAGCCGGCAGGUCCUGCCCAGGUCUCAUACUCUUGAUGUCGACAGACCUUUGGAAAGAAAUGAGAGCAUCAACUCUAGAAGUAGUUUUAUAAAGCACAACAAAACAUUCCACAAACUCUUCCCAGAAAUCCUAGAAAGUGAGGACUUACUACAUGCCUACAUCUGUGCCCUGCAAAAGGAGGUGCCUUAUCACGGUCGUCUAUACAUCACCGACAAUAACAUCUGCUUCUAUUCCUCUGUGCUGCUAAAGGACACCAAGGUGAUUAUUCCUGUGUCCAAUGUAAAUAUUCUGAAGAAGCAGAACACUGCGCUGCUGGUGCCGAACGCCAUUUCUAUCCGAACCACUGAAGGAGAAAAGUAUUUAUUUGUGUCCUUACGGAAUAGAGAAGGAUGCUACAAGCUACUACAAUCAGUUUGCCCUCACAUCAAGGAGGGAAGUGCCAACAGCAGUCCCCUCUUCUCAUCGGCCGAGAACAGCUUCGAUCAAGGCAAAUUGGUGAACUCCAGUCAGUCCAGUCUUGAUGACUCUUAUGAGGUGGAUGGAGGACGUGUCACUCCCCAGUUGGAGCUUUUUGCAUCUAGACUAACAAAAGAAAGUAGUGCUAUCGAAACCCAUUCCACUAUAAGGAGCGCUUUACUAGAGCAAGACGAAAGCUCCACCGAAGAAUACACAGGAAGUUCAUGGGUUUGGAAUGUGAUGGACAGGGCUCGAUCUCUCCUCAUCCAAAGAGAAGUUAGCAACCUCAACACACUUCUCCUUAUCUACCUGAUUCUGGUGUUUCUCCUCCUGUUAUCUUCUGGCUAUAUCGGCAUGCGAAUCGUGGCCUUAGAAGAACAGCUGACGUCACUAGGAGCCCUACCUGAAUUUACCCUACAGAGCGGGUACAAAGAAACAUAGCCCAACUCCACCGAAGAGAUUUCAUCCAUCUAGUCUUGGGAAAGUUUGGCUAUUGUGAAAACUACCAAAAACUAAUCACUUUAGAUCUCUUGUUCUUGAAGAUCCCCUAUCUGAGAGUGCUGGGAAGGAACUUUAUUUGGAUAUUCACCUGCUCCCCAGUACUAAAUCAUGACCGACUUUGUUUCAAGAUAAGAGUAUAUGCUUGGGGGAUGCUGAUAGUUUUGACGAGACACAGUCAUGUCUUCAUUUGUGAUUUGCAUAAAGCCAUCGGUAUUUACAGUAGCACUACAGCGAUCCACCCUGAAGAACCAAAGAAAACCAGUUUGUUUCUGAAUAGUGUCGAAAAAUCAGCAAAGAAGCCAAACAGUUCUGCUGUGGGAAAGAAUUUCACCUGUUUUUAUGUUUGAUAUUUGACCUGAAAUCAAAGGUUUCAUUUCGACCAAGCUUGACACUACUGUUGUACGUGUUGGAGCUUUUACGACCAUCAAAUCAGUCACUGUAGUGUAACAAAUCACUUUGUCCCAUUUGGGGCCCCCCCUCCCAAAUUUAACAUUUGUUUGCUUCAUCUGUGGUAGGCGCAUCUUUCGGACAUCCAAAUUUUCCUUUUGUGAAGGUUGUUUUUCAUUCUUCCUAGAUUGUUUCUUCGGGGUUGCGAUAUUGAAUCAGGUUUGGCACGAUAUUAAAAAAAAAAAGAGCUACCUAAGUACCAAUGUAUGUAUACGGCUAUGCACAACAAAUUGCUCGAAUCAGGUAUUUAAAGACUUUUUUUGUACGUUUUUUUUGUUUGUUUGUUUUCCCGUCUUUUAUACUUUUGGAAGAUGAAGUAGUCCGUAAUGCUAGUCUCUUCCUAAUCCAAACUGUUAAACACUUAAAAAAUGAAGGAGAUAAAAUAUUGUAUUGUAUAAGAACAGACCUGUUAUCGGAUGCAUAUUGACUCAUUUUUACAGCUAAAACUGUUUAUUGCAUGUUUGCCCAACCAAAAGGAGCCUUUCCAUUCAGGACUUGCGAUACUUGAGUCUUUUUUUUUAACGAUUUAACGAAAAUGGUCCAAAAUAUGCAUGAUUUUUUGUGUACGUGUGUAUGUUGCAAUAUGUUUAAGGAGAUUGCUUGUAAAAGAGUGAGAAGUGUAGAUGCUUGUGUGAUUGGUAGUGCACUUUAAAGUGUAAAGACUGUCCAAAAGAGCGAGCUAUAUUGUAUAAAGUGAAUGGUGAAGGCAGUCUGUCGAUGUCUGUUUGUUGUGGGGUAUUAGAUGGCUCCAAGACAUCUCGCUCAGGGCUGGGACUAACCUCCAGUUUGCAAUGCAUUGUGUGUAAAUUUUGGCAUCUUGAUCCUUUAUUGGUAGACCUGAUCUGCUGGUUUUCAUUUUCUUUAAAUCCUUGAGCGGUUUAGAAUGCAUAUCAUAACAUUUGGAAUGAACAUGCAUGGACCUGCCAAGAGAAUUACACUGAACUAUCUGUUUUCUUAGCAUUCCUUGCGUCCAAUUUCCAAGCCAUACCGUCAAUGCAUGUCAAAUUAGAUCUCUGGAUUUCAAAUUUUAUAAUGCAUUUUCCCUACAAAACAGAGAUUCGUGGUUUGGACUGAUCUGUGAAGUGGAUUCAAAUGAGGAUUGAUUUGCACAUACAUUAUGCCGAAGCAUUGCUUUUCAACUCGACGCUGGGACAGCACAGCCUCAAAGUCCCGUCAACAACUGUCUUAUAACCACAAUGAAAGGAUCCCAACUUUUUACAAAUUGUUUAUAUUGCACUAUUGAAGUGUUAAAAUUGUUUUGUAUAAAUUUGUCAGUAAAAAAAUAAAUAAUUUGUCUAUUUAUUGCAUAUUGUGUAUUUCAAAGUAGUCUCCGUGAGACUGGCUUUGGCAUUGUUUGAAUAAAUCAAGUGCUAAGGAAACACGUCUCCAUUGUGCUUAGUUCUAAUGUGACAUAAUCGUAAUAAAAUGCAGUCGUUAUUU
Molecule: messenger RNA, 3711 nt
Organism: Myxocyprinus asiaticus (Chinese sucker)
Lineage: Eukaryota; Metazoa; Chordata; Actinopteri; Cypriniformes; Catostomidae
Product: GRAM domain-containing protein 2B-like
Exons: 13
Coding region: 685-1764 (359 amino acids)
Source: RefSeq, a predicted model, not a curated record